Anopheles funestus (African malaria mosquito) is the source of this 853-nucleotide messenger RNA. RefSeq lists its product as uncharacterized. NCBI's taxonomy places the organism in Eukaryota, Metazoa, Arthropoda, Insecta, Diptera, Culicidae. The record is from RefSeq and is a predicted model, not a curated record. The coding region runs from base 168 to 638 and encodes 156 amino acids. The transcript is spliced from 2 exons. Gene Ontology annotation, biological process: regulation of synaptic transmission, cholinergic; sleep; positive regulation of voltage-gated potassium channel activity.
AACCGAUCGCAUCAUUCACCGUCCAAAUUGUUUUCGAAACGCGAAUCAAUCAGCCUCGACGUUCUGUGCCUUAUUUUAAUGUUAAGUGACUUGUUUUUACGACAACUUUAUUCCAACGCUAUUGUGGAAUUGUGUGAAUCGAUUAAAUAGCGAAUUAAACACGAAUCAUGGCGCAAUCACGAGCAAUUUGUUUGGCCGCAUGUGGUUUGCUGGUGCUGCUGAGUUUCGGCGUCCAAAUGGGUUCGGCCAUCAAAUGCUGGGAGUGUCGUUCAGAUUCCGAUCCGAAGUGUGCGGAUCCCUUCGACAAUAGCACACUUUCCAUAACGGACUGCAAGCAGGUGGAAAAGAAAGAACAUCUUCCCGAGGCACAGGCGACAAUGUGCCGCAAGAUUCGGCAGAAAGUGCACGGCGAAUGGCGUUACUUCCGCAGCUGUGCAUUUAUGGGUGAACCCGGCAUCGAGGGGGACGAGCGGUUCUGUCUGAUGAGAAGCGGUACCUACAAUAUCUUCAUGGAGUACUGUACCUGUAACAGCAAGGAUGGCUGCAAUACGGCGUCAUUGCGUAGCCCAACCGUGCUGAUCGUGCUAGGUGCAUUGGUGCUUGUCCUAUCGACGGUGAUCGGUUUCCGUCAUUUUUAGAUUAUUCGACCAUAAGUUCGGUUGGCACGCCAUAGGAGUUUUUUUUCGCAGAACAUGUAGCCGAUAGAAAUAUGACAAAAAUGCGAGAAGCUAAUGUUCCGAUGCUUAACUACAUUUCCGUCCUCUAAUGAAUCUCCUGUCAGUAUUCGGUGCAUUUUUUAGCUGUUCCGAUGAACAUUUUACAUGAAGUAAUAAACAUUUUUAAGUAAAACUAA